This is a messenger RNA of Plectropomus leopardus (leopard coralgrouper), 1805 nucleotides long. RefSeq names its product patatin-like phospholipase domain-containing protein 2. Lineage: Eukaryota; Metazoa; Chordata; Actinopteri; Perciformes; Serranidae. Gene Ontology annotation, molecular function: triacylglycerol lipase activity. Gene Ontology annotation, cellular component: cytoplasm; lipid droplet; membrane. Gene Ontology annotation, biological process: triglyceride catabolic process; lipid homeostasis. The record is from RefSeq and is a predicted model, not a curated record.
CAAAUGCACAUCCGAACUCUGAUAGAUGAUUGAGGAGACUACAGAGGUGUGGUUUUGAGUUGAUGGAAACCUCAGAGAAGAUGUCUAACUGGGACAAGGAGUGGAACAUAUCUUUUGCAGGCUGUGGGUUCAGGAGUAUUUACUAUCUGGGGGCUUUGAGCUGUAUCCUGGAGCGGGUCCCAUGGCUGGUUCACGGAGCCGCUAAGAUUGGUGGAGCUUCGUCUGGUUGUUUGGUGGCUGCAGCUCUAACUGUUGGGAUUCCCAUUGAGCAGUUCUGUGUUGAUGUUUUGGCUGUGGCGAAAGAAGCUAGAAAACACACUCUGGGAGUUUUCCACCCGACAUUCAGUCUGCUGCGGACGGUACAGGACUCCCUGCUGGAGAAGCUCCCAGCAGACGCCCACAUUCGGGCGUCUGGGAGGCUCUGUGUGUCUCUUACCAGACUGGCUGAUGGGAAGAAUGUUUUGGUGUCAGAGUUUGACAGCAGAGAGGAGCUAAUUCAGGUUCUGAUGUGCAGCUGCUUUUUUCCUAUUUACUGUGGUUUCAGCCCACCUUCAUACCGUGGAGUGCUCUAUAUGGAUGGAGCCCUGAGCAACAACAUGCCUCUAUUUGAGCACAGGAACACCAUCACUAUGGCCCCUUUCUCCGGCGAGAGUGACAUCUGCCCCAGAGAGGGUACAUUCAACUUCCUCGAGGUGCACUACGGCAACGUUAGCAUCAAGGUCAACACUAGCAAUGUGCAUCGGGUUUGUACAUCCUUCCUCCCUCCCAGACUGGAGGAGCUAGCUGAAAUCUGUCACAACGGCUACAUGGAUGCGCUUCGUUUUCUGAGAGAAAGAGAUCUGCUUGGGCCACAGUGUCUUUCCUCCAGUGUGAUGGCGGAAACAGACGCAGUCAAACCUGCUUGUUGUGAGACGAGGAGGGAAGUGGCUCAAGCUGAAGAGUCCAGAAAGACACUGUUGAAUGGACAUAAUCGUCAUCAGGAAGAUCACUGGUGGCUGAGCCUGAAAGUCAUAGAGAACCUCCCAGUUAGCUUUAAGAAAGUGCUGUGUGAGGCUUGCAGGGAUAGUCAUAGUGGUGACACUCGAUGGUCUCAGCUCACUGAGUUCCUUCCAGUGAAAGUGGUUUUAUGUCUGCUGACCCUCGUCAUGCUGCCCAUUGAGCUGAGCUUCAUACUCAUUAAAAGCAUGAUAUUAUCCAUGUUGAAGCUGACUGCAGAUCUCUGCAGGCGGACGUGGAGCAGCAGAGACGAGGACUCCAACAGUACAUUUUCAGAGGAGCACAGCAGCAGCAGCUCAGACCUAAGAAGCCAGACAAGAGGAGACAAAAACAUUCAACCCUUGACCUCAACAGUCCCCCCAAUUUCCAACAAAAUUCUUCACUGGGACAACAACGGUAACCUGGAGCUCUCUCUCGCAUCCACCUUCUCAGUUCCAUCCAGCUUCUCUGCCUCCAGUAAACCUGCGUACAGCAAGGUGACUUUAAACCACAGAGGUAAACAGACACUUCAUCAAACAUCAACAAGGCAGAGAAAGGGCUGUUUAGAUUUGCAAAUAUAAAACCUUUAGAUGAAUGCGAUGCAUAUGUAUCACUUUUGUUAGAUCGUAUAGAAAUAAAGCAGCUUAACUGAUAUUUAUUUAUGAUCUCUUAACACUUUUGUGUAGAAGAAGAAAUGCACGUUUGGAUUUGUCUUUUGAAUCUUCUGCUUCAUUAUGAACCAUCCUGACCUCCCAGGUUGUCUGCUGCUGCAAUCUUUAGGUCCUUCAAACCAAGGCUGAAGACUUUUCCUUUUGCUGCUGUAACCUUUA